Messenger RNA from Hibiscus syriacus, 2516 nucleotides. RefSeq lists its product as uncharacterized. Lineage: Eukaryota; Viridiplantae; Streptophyta; Magnoliopsida; Malvales; Malvaceae. Gene Ontology annotation, cellular component: plasma membrane. The record is from RefSeq and is a predicted model, not a curated record. The transcript has 8 exons. The coding region runs from base 1174 to 2226 and encodes 350 amino acids.
UUUUCCAUCUCUUUUCUCUUAACUUGACUCGAACUAUGGUUGCAGUCAAUUAAUUGGCAUUUUAAAGAACAAUGCCCACUUAAAUCUUAAAUAAAUGUCUUCAGGAAACAGUUUCCAAAUACAUCUUUUGUGCUUUUAAUUCCUUUAUUUUUAAGUUAUCUCCUGAUUGCUGUCAUUGUUUUUUUUGGUUCUAUGUAAGAAUCAUCACAAAAGAAAAUGGCAGAAAAUUCGAUUCUUUACCCUGCUUGUAGCUUCAUUCUAAAUCUUUUUACUCUCUUUUCUUGUUUAUUUGGCACUGUAAUUCAAUUGAGCAACAUGGCGAAUAUAACACCUUCAAUAUAUCUAGCUUCAAAUACCCAGAAACCCAGAUCAGACCUUUUGCUAUGCGUUAUAAAUGAGGAUAUUAAAAGUGUUGAAAAAGUUCCUAAAAGUGUGCUGCCGAUGAUAUGUUUCAGAGAAGGCAGCCUCCCGUUGCCAGAUGUCUCAAACACUUAAUUAAGAGAACUAGUCUCACUAUCUAACAGCUCUUUUGAAGGAACACAAGUACUGCAAAAUUCAGAGCAGUGUUAUCCUGUACCAAGAAAUAUGACAAUGGAGUUGACAAAUGAGAAGUAUUACACUCAGUGUUUUAAAAAGCGCGCCUAAGGCGCUUUGAGGCGCUAGGCGAGGCGUUUAGAAGAAAGCCUCCGACCACCAAGGCGGCGGCGAGUACAUGAGGCGGAGAUUCAGUCGUCGGAGGCGGCGAGAGGCGACGAGGCGAUGCUUUUAGCGAUUCACAUACAAUGACCCAUUUCAGACAUAUGGAUAUCAUUGUGGUAUGGAUCAAGAACCGUUGAACAUCAAGGCCCUUCUUACUCCUUUGCGGCCAAUAUCACCGUGGAAGGAUGUGUAACCUCAACAAUGCAUGGGCAAUAUUGCAACCAAACUGUUGAACAGCUUUCAUGUGGUCUAUCUCGCAAUAAUUCUGGAAAUGGUUCUGCAUCUGGGCUCUUCAAUCAAAGCAUGGUUUCUUGCAGGAACAAUUUGAGACCUCUUGCCUUGAAGAUGAAGAAAUGAAAAUAUACACCUUAGAGAUACUACGAAUAUCUGAAUUCUUAACCAUUUCAGCGGAAAAUGUAAGGUUAAGACCUUUAAGUAACACUCUGAAUACUAGCGGAAUUGACUUGAUAUGCUAUGCUCGUUAUGGUGCUAUGCCUUCAGCUACAUGAUUAUUCUGGUAACUUAAAUAAAUCCCCCUUGGUCAUUAACUCCCCAAAGGUUGGUCUGUGGUAUAUUUCUGUUCUAGCCCACAAUCUCUCGAAGGUAAUUGGUGGGUCCCAAAGUAAUGUCUCAAAAGUUUGCUAUUCCCUUCAUCUACAAGAGCUUGAAUGUCCAUUGGGGAAGGCUGGGCCAAACUGUUUAUCUGAAAGAUACAUGCUUCAGACGGUUCUCAGGAAAGAUUCCACCCCUUUUGAAUCCUAUUUUUUGCCAUACAGUGAGAAAGUGAUGUUGGGUGGUGCCGAUUUUCAUCUUGAGCCCCUUUUAAGCAACAACUCAUUUGGAGUAGAUACCUGGACUUAUUUUACUCUGGACAUUCCUCGUGGUGCAACUGGUGGAAAUCUCCAUGUUCGGCUGAUGUCUGAAAGAAAGAUAAAUCAUGAAGUAUAUGUUGGAAACGGUGGAUUGCCAUCACUUGUUAACUGGGACUUCUAUUAUGCAAACAAGUCAAGAAGCAGUCACGGCUCCAUGUUUUUUGUAUUGUACAGUUCAGGUGAAGAAAAGGUCGAUUUUUACAUCUUGUACAUUAAGGAAAGAAUCUGGAAUAUUGCAUUAAGGAAUCCAAACAGCACUGGUGGCACUUCCAUCAGGCAGACUACUAUGCCUAUUUCACUUGAAAGAUGCCCGAAAAGGUGCUCCUAUCAUGGUGAUUGCAGAUCUGCUCUUGAUGCAAGUGGAUUAACAUCAUACAGCUUUUGUGCCUGUGACCGGAACCAUGGAGGCUUUGAUUGUAGUAUUGAGAUUGUAUCGCAUCAAGGACACAUAUGGCAAUCAAUUGCUCUAAUAACGUCAAAUGGUGCAGCAGUGCUUCCUGCUUUUUGGGCUCUCAGGCAGAAGGCUUUUGCAGAACGGGUGAUCUACACGACAAGUGGGAUUUCGAGUGGAAUAUAUUAUGCAUGUGAUGUGGGCACCUGGUGUGCAUUAUUGAUAGGGAAUCGGUGGUGGGUUAAUGAGCGUUGUUCUUGUUGAAGAAUCAAACCUAGAAAGUUCUAGACUCGGUGAAGAACAAUGGGGAAUGAAUAGAGGAAUGUGGUGGCAACAAAUAGGGUUCUUAGGGUUUCUUUUAGGUGUUGGAAACAAGGUAAGAAAUAAGAUUAAAACAAGAUAAAGAAAAGAUAAAGAAAUUGAAAAUAAAGUAAGAUAACCAAUAAAUUAAAAGAUCUCCUUUAUGAAGGUAAACGAUACAAAUGAUUGAUGGUGUGGAUGGAUAUGUGGAAAAUCGAUGGAUAAUGUCUUAUCGAGCCAUCCUAGUCGUAAUG